This is a messenger RNA of Diatraea saccharalis (sugarcane borer), 1950 nucleotides long. NCBI's taxonomy places the organism in Eukaryota, Metazoa, Arthropoda, Insecta, Lepidoptera, Crambidae. The record is from the annotation of a GenBank genome assembly.
AUGGACAUAGGUGAUGCUCUGAGGUUAUGCGUAGUGAUAUUGUGUCUUCGUUCUGUGAAAGCAGAAUGGUACGACACUUUUACUGGUAAUCAAAUAACUGACGCAAGGUUGGCUGCUUUGAGACUCAACAAUCUUAUACCAUGGUGCGCAGUAGAAGUGAAUAAUUGCACACUAGAUGAACCCCGUCGGUCAGACUUCAGCUGCAAUAACAUACACUAUCCAUCACGUGGGGCCAGCAUGACUCCUUAUCAUCACAUGCUGCCACCUGACUUUCCAACUAACGGAGGGCUUCGGACUGCGAAGUCCGGGAAACCACUACCCAAUGCAAGAGCCCUCAGAGUCGCUCUAGUGCCAGAUGGGAGGAUCCCCAAUAACAAAUACACGAAUUUGCUUACAAACAUGGCUGUGUUUAUAACUGGUGACUCUUCCUCGGUCCAUGACACGUUCAACUACGUUGUUUUAACCAUUACCUGCUGCUUGCCUGGCGGCGAAUUAAAUCCGAGAUGUAUGCCUAUAACAGUACCAGACGACGAUAUGCACCUGAGGAGGAGUAACGUGAGAUGCCUCAAUCUUACUCGCACCAUCACGUAUCAGAGCCUCGGGUGUAUACCAGAAACGCUACCGCCCGAAAGAGUAAAUUUAUUUGCGCCCAUGUUGGAUUUAUCUCACGUCUACGGCAGUGACGCUGGUAGAGCAAUAUUUGCUAGAGAGAGAUGGGGUGGUCGGCUCAGAGGUGAAAAACUGAAAGGGAAGGAUUGGCCACCGGGUAAUAGUCCGCUCUGUUUGCAGAACAAUAUCAAUGAGACUAGAUGUCAUAGAGCUGCCGAACCGGCAAUAAAUGCUCUAAUAUCCGCCAACAUGGCAUUCCUUUGGUUCAUGCGACAGCACAACAACUUGGCAGAAAGACUCGCGAAGGUGAACCCAUGUUGGGAUGACGACAAGCUGUACAUAGAAGCUAGAGACAUCAACAUUGCUAUAUGGCAGCAGAUCGCAUACUAUGAUCUGAUGCCUAACAUCGUAGAUUACAGAUAUCUAUUAAAAAACGGCGUGAUAUUUCCUGAUCAUGGCCACGUCGACGACUAUGAUCCGAGUCUAGAACCACGUGUCAGCAUAGACUACGCCGUCGCUACUAGGUGGUUUCACGUGCUACAAGAAGGAAAGCUCAAUCUAUAUGACAAUCACGGCAAGAUUUUAAGGCAGCUGGGAACAGUAGACUUGGUGCUACACACAGGUGUACUGCCUCAAAACAACACAAUAGAGGGCCUUACACAGGGCAGCUUUAGGCAACCGUGCGCUAGCACCGAUAAAGUUAUAGAUCCCGAUAUGGGUGAGCGCGUUCUUGGCCGUUUGCAGUUCGCUUCCGAUAUAAUGUCAACAGACAUUAUGAAGGGACGUGAUCACGGUCUGCCAUCAUAUAACCGAUACAGGGAACUAUGUAAACUGCCCGUCGCACAUGAUUUUGAAGACCUCUAUCAUUGGCUGCCUCAUGAUCAAGUGGAAUCGAUGCAGAUGUUAUACGAAGACGUGGAGGACAUAGAACUAAUGGCUGGUAUCUUGUCUGAAGUAGAGAUGGGUGAUGGUGUGGUGGGUGAAACCCUCGCUUGUAUCAUAGUUGACCAACUGCUAAGGUGGAGGCGUGCUGAUAGAUUUUGGUACGAAAACACGGUACACCCCGGGGCAUUCACACCAGAACAACUAUAUGAAAUCCGUAAGAUGACCAUGUCUAAACUUCUAUGUGAUCACGGAGACGCAGUGGAUGCUGUACAGCCCAAUGCAUUUCAAUUGCCACGACCAGGUAACGAAAUAAUAUCAUGCUCUGAAUAUUCUGAUAUGAAUAUAGAUGAAUGGCGUGAUAACUCCUGUAACGUGAAACAAGGGAAAACGCAGAUGUACGUGAAACAAAUGAACACUAUGGUGCCGCGAGGUAGAGAACCCCAGAACUUCUAUUGA